UGCUUUAUAAUAAUAUCUUGCAUGAGCAUUUUCUGUAUGUGAAUGCAUCAGUUUGUAAUUUAUAAUGAGAAUUAAUUGAAUAUAUUAUUCAAUUAGAUCAUAUAAAAAUUUUCUGAUUGUUUUGUAAUUUAUUUCUAUAGUAGUAGAAGAGAUGUUGGGCCAUCUCUAUGCCAGGCCUCCUUCAGCUGAGAUAAAAACUGAGCUACCAGUCUCAGGGAUUCACAAUACUUCCUCUCAGACUAUCAGAAAUCCAUCUUUAGUUUCAUCACCUCCAUUAAUCUCAGGCAACAAGUUACUCAGAGUAAAAACAAAUUCUGUAACAAAGGAAAUCUCUAACUCAGGUAAACUUAGUGAUGCUAAUAAUCGACAAUGUACCAGGUCAUCCCCAGAGACUUUAACUAGUUUUGACCCAUGUGUGAAAGUUAUAUUUUUGCUAUCAAAUACUAUCAGUUUGCUUCAACCGAUGAAUCAGGGAGUCAUCAAAACAUUCAAAGCUUAUUACACGAGAUGAUAGUUUGCACAUCUGCAUGAAGCUAUGAGACAAAACAACAAGCUCUCUGUUAAAAACUUUUGGAAACAAUUCAAUGUUUUAGAGCAGUGAGAAUCAUUGAACAAUCUUGGAAUGAAGUUUCAGAAAAAAACUUUAAAUGGCGUCUGGAAAAAAACUGUGUCCUUUUUUCACCAGUGAAACUCGGGAGGAAUCAGUACCAGAGGCUGAUGAAAUUGGUAAUGUGAUUGAAGAAGUUGUCAAUAAAUAGGUAAAUAAAUUUAGAAGUGGAUUGUGAUGACGUUCAAGAACUGCUGAAUUUCCACAAUCAGGAGCUGACAAUUGAUGAGCUCAUAGAAAUGUGUGAGCAAGAGUCUUGACAAGUUCUUCAAUGUCAAGACAUUGAAGAACUUGAUUCUUUAGACCAGUUCAAUUAGAAGAUCGAAUGACGGUUGGAAACUUGACAGAAGGCCUCGGGUCAAUUGAAAAGGGGUUACAAAUUUUAGAAAAUAUAGACUCCAAUGAAGAGCACAUUUCUUCUACAAAAUGAGAAAUAAAAAAGUUAUUAGCGUGCUACAAGGAAAUUUUGCAGGAGAAAAAAAUCUUUGAGCUGUCAGGUGAAUUUGUUAGAUUUUAUGAAGCCUUUUACAUCAAAAUAACUUCGGUUUACGAUUUUAAUAAUAUAAUUUGUUAUACACAUGUAUUAUCUAAGAUAUUAUUAAACAUUUUUUUUAAGUUAUUGUUUUCUUUAGUCUCCGACUCCAAUUAAAACUAAUUUGUAUAUAUUUAUGUGGGAAAUUAUACCUUGACUUAUGCGGUUAUUGCUUGGUCACACCUAUUGCAUAAGUUCGGUGUAUUACUGUAAUGAUAAAUGGUGAUUGACAACUAAACCAGAUUAAACUUCUCUAACAGAUAAAGGAUAUUGUUCAACUUCUUAUAAUCUGCCCUCUUCUCCUAUUCCUUUUUUAAGUCAGUCUUUAUUUAAUACUUAUAGUCAAAAUUCAUCAUCUGAAAGAAUAAACUGAUUUGUUGUUUUUCUUUUAAAAUAUUUUGUACCCAAUUGAUUCUUUCAGAAUAUUGAAGGCAGGACAUUGCAUUUUUAUAAGGUUGGUUAUGGGCAGUGAUGUUUUUAUUUAGAGUGUCUGCUAUUUAGAGGUAUAUGUAAUAGAUGUCCUAUUUGAAGGGUCUGGGGAUUAUAAAAGUGUCUAUUAAGUAGACAUGUCCACUAUUCAGGAGUGUCUGUUAAUGGAGGUUUCACUGUAUGUAUAAAAUGUUAUACUGUCAAAGAAUUAUGUAAAGAAUAUUACAUAACUCUUUAACAAUACAUUUAUUACUAUAUAAUGUUAUGUAAUAUUUUAUGCAUGUAUGUUAUGUUUAA
Centruroides sculpturatus (bark scorpion) is the source of this 1865-nucleotide messenger RNA. RefSeq lists its product as uncharacterized. Lineage: Eukaryota; Metazoa; Arthropoda; Arachnida; Scorpiones; Buthidae. Gene Ontology annotation, molecular function: nucleic acid binding. The transcript has 3 exons. The coding region runs from base 152 to 511 and encodes 119 amino acids. The record is from RefSeq and is a predicted model, not a curated record.